This is a messenger RNA of Closterium sp. NIES-65, 1437 nucleotides long. The record is from the annotation of a GenBank genome assembly. NCBI's taxonomy places the organism in Eukaryota, Viridiplantae, Streptophyta, Zygnematophyceae, Desmidiales, Closteriaceae.
AUGAUGAGAAGGAAGACGGAUCGGGAGCAGGAGUGGCGGAGUCAGCAGGCGCUGCGGAGGCGGCGAAGCGGGCGGGGAUACGGACAAGCAGCUCAAGCGGCGUUUGGCGGCAGCACAGGCGACAACGGGGAGAGCGGGAAGGAGAGCGAUGGUGAAGGGGGGGCUGCUGAUGGAGCUGUCUGGUGGGCAAUUGACGAGCCCGAAGCCGGCAAGCAUAGGCGCUUGACCUCAGAGCGCAGGCGCACUGACUGCCUGGGCAACCUGCGGGUCACAAGCAGUGUAGCAGCCACUCCGCACCUGUUUCUCCCGUGCCAAGUCUGCACAAAUUCUCACCCCUACCCCUAUGGUGUGGUGUCUAUGCCCACCCGCUUACUCUCCCAUUCCCGCCUCCUCCAACCCAGUCCAUGUCUACCGUUUCCGCGCCGCACCUGCUACUCGUGCACCCAUUCCUGGCCCAUGACUUCCCUCCCCUGCAACAUGGGCGCACUGUUCAAGGGAGAAUCCGCGGGCUGCUGGGUGCACUCCUUGCCAGGCGGCAACGCACCUUCCCGUUCGCUGCCCAUUGCCCUCUUUUUUCCCCCCCGCGCCCCUCCCUCCACCAGCGCCGCACCUGCUUCUCCUGCGCUGAUUUCUGGCCCUCUUUCACCUGUGCCCUACAACUUGGGCGCACUCUUCACGGGGAACCUGCGGGCUGCUCAGUGCACUCCUCAAGGAAGUGCUCUGGUCCGUUAUGCACCACGAGCCAUGGCACGCGACUCCGCAACUCACACACCCACUCGUGGCCCAGCAUUCGUGCGUCUACAGCAUGGGCGCACUGUUCACAGACAACUUGUGCGUUGCUCAGUGCACUCGGAGCUGCUAAGGGGGAGGCUUCAGGCGAUGUUGGGCUUGGCUAUUGGGUACCCAGAUGAUUGCCCACCUACAGUCACCCAUCUGCCACCUACAGUCACCCAUCUGCCACCUACAGUCAACCAUCUGUCACCUACAGUCACCCAUCUGCCACCUACAGUCACCCAUCUGCCACCUACAGUCAACCAUCUGCCACCUACAGUCACCCAUCUGCCACCUACAGUCACCCAUCUGCCACCUACAGUCACCCAUCUGCCACCUACAGUCACCCAUCUGCCACCUACAGUCACCCAUCUACCACCUACAGUCACCCAUCCUGUCAUCGCACCUUCAGGCACCACAUCUCCCUCCCAUCCACGACAGUCUCAUAUGCUGUCACCCCAUGCCCCCUCCAUCCACACGCCUGUCAGCCCUACUGUGCCAACUGUCCGCCUUCCUAUCCUGUAUCCUUUCCAUCCCCACCGCACACCACCCAUAAUCCCACACAUCGUCCCAUCCCUUCCCGUACCCUCCAUAUUCAUUCCACUCACUCGACCCUUCUGCACCCCCUUCUCAUCGCGUUUACCAUGGAGAUGGUGCCUCGACUGA